This is a messenger RNA of Alosa alosa (allis shad), 4234 nucleotides long. It is a transcript of the gene slco3a1a, whose product is annotated as solute carrier organic anion transporter family member 3A1a. The record is from RefSeq and is a predicted model, not a curated record. Lineage: Eukaryota; Metazoa; Chordata; Actinopteri; Clupeiformes; Clupeidae. Gene Ontology annotation, molecular function: protein binding. Gene Ontology annotation, biological process: prostaglandin transport; transmembrane transport; sodium-independent organic anion transport. Gene Ontology annotation, cellular component: membrane.
CAUUUACACACAGCGCCGCUGAACAUGGAUCAGUAACGCUGCGUCAGUCGCGCACUCGAGAGUGAUCGAAUCUUGCCGGCAUUGUUACGGACAAGAGGAACGUUCGGAAAGGCACUCCGAAACAAUAAAAAUGACAUUUGAAAGUAACAGCAGCGGUGAUCUCUCCAGUGUUUCCGUGCCUAAAUCGUCAGGGAUUUGCGGACUCUUUGCGUGCCUGUGCUUUACGUCGAAGUGGCAAUGAGGAGGAACUGUCAUAAGGCAGCGUGCUGGAGUCUGACUGUACAUUUACAGUCAUAGUUCAAGUUGCAUUUGUGAGAAAUAGGGGCGAGGAAAAGCAGCCCCGGGUAACCGCGACAAGCACGCGGCAGAAGACACGUCAGCGGGCUUCUAAUGUUUAUCACCGGACUGCUUUUGCUCUCGUACUGUCACCUCUGGUAACGAUUUCAGGUACUGGGGGCAUUUAUAUUAUCCUAUAAUGCAAGUAAAAAAACAACGGUCCUCAGAAAGGAGCCCCGAGGACACGCAACGAGAUGACGUGCAGAAAAAGAAAUCAUGCUUCUCAAAUAUUAAGAUAUUCCUCGUGUCGGAAUGUGCACUGAUGUUGGCGCAGGGCACGGUUGGAGCAUACCUGGUGAGUGUGCUUACUACGCUCGAGCGUCGCUUCAACCUGCAGAGUGCUGACGUGGGUGUGAUCGCCAGCAGCUUUGAGAUUGGCAACCUAGCCCUCAUCCUGUUCGUCAGCUCGGGCACGCGUGCCCACCGGCCCCGACUCAUCGGCUGCGGCGGUAUCGUCAUGGCGUUGGGCGCGCUGCUCUCGGCACUGCCCGAGUUCCUGGCCAACCAGUACGAGUUCAAGACGGGCGAAACGUGGCGCCGGACUGAUAUAGGCCGCGACAUCUGCUCCAAUGCCUCGUCAACCAGUUUCGACGACCAGCUCGAAGAGGAGAUCUGCAGCAACAGAGCUAACACCAAUAUGAUGUACCUGCUGCUCAUCGGGGCCCAGGUGCUGCUUGGCAUUGGAGCCACACCUGUUCAGCCCCUGGGGGUGUCCUACAUUGACGACCACGUCAAAAAGAAAGACUCCUCCCUGUACAUAGGUAUCCUGUUCUCCACAUUGGUGUUUGGGCCAGCCUGCGGUUUCAUCCUGGGGUCCGUCUGCACAAAGUUCUAUGUGGACGCCAUCUUCAUCGACACCAGCAAGCUGGGCAUCACCCCUGAUGACCCUCGCUGGAUCGGAGCGUGGUGGGGGGGCUUCCUCCUGUGCGGUGCCUUACUCUUCUUCUCUGCACUCUUCAUGUUCGGCUUCCCCCAGUCCCUACCCACGCACGAUGGGGAGCCCAGGGCCGAGAGCGAGCAGGCCAUGCUCUCGCCCAGCAUGUCGCAGGACUAUGACCAGCACAAACCGAGCAACGGGGUCGCUGCCGGACACCAAGACAACAGCAAUAGCCCCUCCUGCUGCCAGCAGCUCAGAGUUAUCCCCAAGGUGACAAAGCACCUCCUGUCCAACCCCGUGUUCACCUGCAUCAUCCUGGCGGCGUGUAUGGAGAUAGCAGUGGUGGCCGGCUUCGCUGCCUUCCUGGGGAAGUACCUGGAACAGCAGUUCAACCUCACCACAAGCUCAGCCAAUCAGCUGCUUGGUAUGACUGCCAUUCCGUGUGCCUGUUUGGGGAUUUUCCUCGGAGGGCUCCUGGUGAAGAAGCUGAAUCUGUCGGCCUUAGGGGCCAUCCGUAUGGCCAUGCUGGUCAACCUCAUCUCCACUGCCUGCUACGUGUCAUUCCUCUUCCUGGGCUGUGACACAGUACCUGUCGCCGGGGUGACUGUCGCCUAUGGCAACGAAACCUUGAACGUGGGUCAGAAACCAGAACCUGCCUGCCUCAGUAACUGUAACUGCCUCACCUCAUCCAUUAGUCCUGUGUGUGGCUCCAACGGCGUCACGUACCUAUCGUCCUGCUUCGCCGGGUGCACCAAAGUCUCACCCAAGAAAGGGCUUCCUCCCCCUCUGUCUCAGAACCUGUCGGGGUGCUUGUGCGUCUCUAGUGACAGCGAAUUGGCCACGGCGGUUCCAGGGAAAUGCCCCAGUCCAGGCUGCAAGGAGGCCUUCCUCACCUUCCUCUGCGUCAUCUGUGCAUGCAGCAUGAUCGGAGCCAUGGCCCAGACCCCCUCCGUUAUCAUCCUUAUAAGGACGGUGAGCCCAGAUCUGAAGUCAUAUGCCCUUGGAGUGUUAUUCCUGUUGCUGCGACUACUGGGCUUUAUCCCGCCUCCUCUGAUCUUCGGCGCCGGGAUCGACUCAACCUGCCUUUUCUGGAGCACGGAGUGCGAAUCCCGGGGUGCCUGCCUGCUGUACGACAAUGUGUCCUACCGGCGCCUAUACGUGAGCAUGGCGAUUGUCCUCAAGGUGAUCGCCUUCCUGCUGUACACAACAACGUGGCAGUGCCUGCGCCACAACUACAGGAAAUACAUCAAGAACUGCGAGGGCUACCCGAGCCCCACCGACAUGUUCAACAACUCCAAUGUCAACAUGGACGGCCUGGCCAAGGAUGGCACAGGCAGCAGGACAAAGUUUAUUUACAACCUGGAGGACCAUGAGUGGUGUGAGAACAUGGAGUCUGUUUUAUAGGGGUUUGGGGAUGGGGUGCAGGACUAAACCGGAUACAAGCUACAUCCUUGAUUCUCAUUCAUUAUCUUGAUGUCUUGAUUCAUGUUCUUUUUUUCUUUUCCUUUUUAAAGGAUAGAUGGUUUGUUUUUGUUUUCAUGGCAAAAUCUUGAUUAUUAAAAAAAUUACAUUAUGGUUCAGGACCCUGCAAGAGAAGACUGUUACUGCACUUUUUUGCUAUGAAUCCAUCAAUCCAUUUAAUAGGGUCCAUAUUGUUCUGUAAGGGUGAUAUCAGAGGAAGUGUUGUUCAGUUCCAGUGAAUUCUGUCGUGAUUCUUUGUGGUAGACAUCUACUGUACUGUUUGGUUUUGAUCCUCGGCUCAUAGCUAGCUGAUCGGUCACAAGCCAUUUUUCUUCUUCUUUAUUUUGACUACAACAGUCAAUUCUAGAAGAACAUGUUCAUCUGUGCUUAAAGGUUACAACAAAAGUGUCAAAUUAGAGUUACUGUCUUACUUUUUUUUCCCAGUGUCACUUUCUUUCAUAAAAAUGGAAACAUUUACAUAGGCAAAUGCUAUACUGGACCUCUGUACACACAUAACAAAGUAGCAGCCUUUGUUUCCUGUGUCUUAGUCUACGCAGUAUGCAACUUUGAGGCCAAGUCACAGUGUGUUUUCUUUUUUUUUUUCUAACUUUUAGCAAUUAUUAUGUUCUUUCCAUCCUACAAUUCAUAUCUGUCAUUGCAUUGUUCUAAACAGAUACCUGUAUCAGCUAACGUUCGUUUUAGCAUUACAUAAUGGAGUUAUCAAGGAUCUCUAUGUUGGCUUCUGCCUGCAAUUUCCGUAUGCUCAUAUUUUACAUAGUUUAUUGAACCUUAGUAUGUCUUAAUUGUAAACGGUUGUCCAGAAAAAAAAAAGAAAAGAAAUGAUUAAUAUAUUGCUGUUUUGGCAGAUGAGCGGGAAGACAUAUUGUAUUGUAAAAGCAAAAAAAAAAGUCAUUUAUUAUUAAUGUAUGGCUAUUGAGAUUAACAUUGGUUUAUUAGAGGAUAUUUUGGCAGUGACACAUGUGGUGGAGAGAUCAAUGGGAAUAGAAGUGUGUAUAUAUUUUUUUAUUCUUCAGAAGAGAAAGGUUGGAGUAGAUUGUAUUUCCAACAGAGUAUGUGUCCAGCAGAAUAGAAAUGUAUUUGAGUAUAAUUUGAAUGGAAUGAAAGAUGUCAUUUUAAUGGCGUCACAGUUCUGUGUAUACAGACAAUAUGUUUAGCCCUUUUCAGGUAAAAGGAAAUUAUGACAUUUUUGUGGUAAAUUUCUGUAACUUAGUGAGAAAGUGUCUUUUCUCUUUAAAUCUUGCAAGUUAUUUGCAAACUACAGUUGAGUUACAGCCAUAGGUGAGUCUGCUGCAGCAGUAUUAAAGGUACAUAACUGUCUUUGGGAUAUAAAACUAGUUUUCAUCAGGCAGUCACUGUAUUCAUGAACACAAUAUUUGUUUUGAAUACAUCUUUAAGGCUUGAUAGCACACUCACUUUGUUUUACAAACUAAACAUUUCUCUGCAGUAAAAUGGUAGACAGUAUCCUUUUUCUUAUACUUUUUUGUAUGGCAAAUAUCUUUUUAUUUUAUUCUGCAGAAUAAAUUAUUUUUCAGAAAAUUA